Molecule: messenger RNA, 4099 nt
Organism: Myxocyprinus asiaticus (Chinese sucker)
Lineage: Eukaryota; Metazoa; Chordata; Actinopteri; Cypriniformes; Catostomidae
Gene: lsm14ab
Product: LSM14A mRNA processing body assembly factor b
Exons: 11
Coding region: 165-1628 (487 amino acids)
Biological process (GO): P-body assembly; cytoplasmic stress granule assembly
Cellular component (GO): P-body
Molecular function (GO): mRNA binding
Source: RefSeq, a predicted model, not a curated record
UCUGUUCAGUGCGGAGGAGAACGAAUACGGCCCUUUAGAGUUAAACAUACACUGAGAGAAAAGCGCACAAAAGAAGCAAAAACCCGCCGUUAGAACGAACGAAUCUAAAUAAAGAGUGAGAAGGGGAGUCGAGCAACCGCGCAGGAGUGAUUUAAAACGCAAAUAUGAGCGGAGGGACGCCUUAUAUCGGCAGCAAGAUCAGCCUGAUCUCAAAGGCCGAGAUUCGAUAUGAGGGAGUUUUAUACACCAUCGACACUGAGAACAGCACUGUAGCUCUGGCGAAAGUCAAGUCGUUUGGAACUGAGGACCGUCCCACGGACAGACCCAUUCCUCCUCGAGAUGACAUCUUUGAGUACAUCAUAUUUCGAGGAAGUGACAUCAAAGAUCUGACCGUGUGCGAGCCGCCCAAACCCACUUGUAAUCUUCCCCAGGACCCCGCCAUCGUUCAGUCCUCUCUGGCAUCAACCACUGGCCCUGCGGCUCCUUCCUUCCAGUCAUACACCCCCUUCAGUCGGGCCCCGUACAGGCAGUUCAGCUCCACUCCACUGGUACCCCAGCCGUUUGGAGCAGCUGUCACUGGCGGAAGCAGCUCAGGUCCUGCAUUCAGUAGCGAGGGGAGCAGUACUGCCCCUCUGUCCCAGAGCUCUGCUUUAUCCCCGCGCACUCGCUCACUGAGUCACGAAGCUGAAGGUCGUUCGAGCCCGUCUCUGGAGCCCCUGAGGAAGACCCCGACCCUGGAGCACGCGGUUCAGACUGCCCCAGUUGCUCCCCCUGCAACAGCGGCAAGUUCGGUGGGUCAGAGGAGCCCUGGAGCAGCCCGACCCGCCCUCAGUGCUCAGAAACCUGCUGAAAACCUGGAGCAAAACAAAGCGUCUGAUCUUCAUAAGAUCACCCGGGAAUUACUUCGCCCGGAAUCAGACACAAACAGGCCUGAAAACAAAGACUUAAACAAACGGCAGUCUGGAGGUGGUGCUCCUGCAAUGAGGAAGGGUCGGGGGAGUGGGGGCGGAGGUGGCGGUCAGCGUGGAAGGGGCAGGUUUAACGGGCGAAGAGACGGACCAAUGAAAUUUGAGAAGGACUUCGACUUCGAGAGUGCCAACGCCCAGUUUAAUAAGGAGGAGAUUGACCGCGAGUUCCAGAGCAAACUCAAAAUUAAAGAUGACAAGGUUGAGAAAUCAGAGAAGACUCUGAAUGGAGAGGAGAAGACCGAUUCAGGUGUGGAAACUCAGAACAGUGAAGGCAAUGCUGAUGAGGAAGAUCCACUGGGACCCAAUUGUUACUAUGACAAAUCCAAGUCCUUCUUCGACAACAUCUCUUGUGAUGACUCUAGAAAGGAAAAAUCUGGAGGUGCUCCUGGGAGAGAGCGAAGGCACACCUGGGCGGAGGAGAGGAGAAUGAAUGCAGAGACUUUCGGUAUUCCUCUGCGUCAUAAUCGUGGACGCGGCGGUUUCCGUGGCAGAGGUGGUGGCAUGGGCUUCCGUGGCGGUCGUGGGCGUGCAGCCAGCAGGGGCUCGUUCAUGCCCUCCCGUGGGGGCGGACCUGGAUUCAGGGGUGGGUUUAGAGGUGGCAGAGGAGGGCGAGAGUUCUCAGACUUUGAAUACAGGAAGGAGAACAAAGUGGCAGCGUAGUUAAACCUGAAGAUCGGUUCAUCCUAACAGCCAAGAAUCUACACUCAUCACCGUCUAGAUUAACGCUUUGGUUUUGACUCCUGAACAACAGACUCUCUCUCUUUCUCCGUUUAACACCAGCGCAGGUGCGGCCUGCCUUCUGCUGGACACGCAGCUUCUAGUUUUUUCCUCAUUCCUUUUUUAGGGAAAAAAAACAAAAAACAUGUCUUUUGGUUACGAUUCAUCUUUUGAUCUUUGUUUGAUAUGUUUGGAGGGGAAAGAGAAUUUGUGUACCAGUUGCCGUGGAAUUAUUAUUAUCUGGUAUUUUUUCAUCAAACCUUUAGUUCCUUUUGUAACAAACACAGGAAUGGUAUUUGAUAAUAUUUUGUUUGGUGAACAGAACCCCGCUGAUACUGUGAGCGUUCCUCAGUCAAAUAGCUUUAUGAUGUUUAUUAUUUUUUUGGAUCUAGUCUCUUAUGUCUUUAGAAGCAAAACAAAAACCUGGUCUAGAGGCUGUAGGGUUUGUGUCAGACCAAAAUAAACUGAAACCACCUAAUCGAAAUAAAUAUUAGUCUCUCAAGAGCCUGCUAAAUUCACACGUGUGGACAUGCGCUUUAUGAUUGUCCGUUUGUGUUGAGUGUAAUGUAGAUUAUAUUUACUUCAUUUAGUAGAUUGACAUGGUUCAAGUCUGUUAGUGAUAUUAAGUUACGUAAAAAAAAAAAAAAAUGCUUUUUUUAGUUUGUUUGUUUAAUAUCAGCUUUUUAUUUUUUUUUAUUUUUUUUUUUUUUUGCUGCUUAUCUGGAAAAGCCUCUGUUUAGUUCUGUACUGUGUACACACAUCAGACAACAUCAGUAUCUAACAACAGGUCAGUCCAACCUCCAGCAUUUCACUCAAAAAACAACAAAACAUCCUGAUUUAUGAUUGAAUGUAUUGAUGAAUUCAACGACGUCUGGAAGAACUCCUGUUGUUGUUGUUGUUGUUGUUGUUUUUUCCCCCUUUUUUUAAUCUUUUAAACAAUUUUGUCCUUCGGUCCUCUCUAUGCCACUGUAUGCGGUAUGUUAGUUUGUCCCUGCUGAAUUAGACUGCUGUGUCCUGUCUUUAAAAUGUAUUUUUAUUAAGUGAGUUCCAGUUAUUCUUGCUUUUUUAUGUCAAUUCUGUAGAUUUCCAAGAGGGCUUUUUGAUAUAAACUCAACAAACCCGUAUUAAUGGCCACUUAUGAGCCCCGUCACUGCUUAACGGCAAGAUCUUAAGGAAAGAUCGGCCGAACCCUUUAAGAACAUGAUUGGAUGUCUCAAAAGGUUUAUUAUUUGCACUUUAAAGACACAUAACGCCUCCAUACAGAGUCACAUCUGGGUCAUAGAUGAAAAUUUGAUGAUGUCAUUUCAUUAUUCUCAUACACCAGACUAAUAUUGUCAGAGAACCCAAAGCGGGGAACAAAAAAGUGAUUGUUUGGAGACUUGGAUGAAUUAUGGAAGGAUAUUUUAGGUGAAUAGAUUGAUAUUAAAGGGAUCGUUCCUGUCAGAUCAUUUCUGUCAUUUACCUACAUUUUGGCCGAUUUAUCCCUUUAAUCAGGACAGUAUUUCUGUUAAACGCAUAAAUCCAUUGACUUAUUAACUGGAUAAACUUGGACUUAUUGAUGUAGUGAAAAUUUUUGCGUCAUGCUUAAAUGCAGAUGUUGAUGCCCAGACUAGUUUCACCUGAAAUUAGUGUCCAUAAACCCCUUUAUUGUGAGUAGUUCUACUUCCUGUUUGAUUCUCAUGUGUUUGUGCAUUAUUUCAGAUACCAGCCGUCUAUCGCUCUUAAUUUUGGAGAAGUUUGUUUACCCAACUUUCCUUGUCUCUCCCCUUUGAAUGUCACUGAAGCACUAGUCCCUGUACUAAUGGGUUAAUUUAGUUAUUUUGAGUUAGAAGUCAUGUGGUGUGCUUCAUAUUUUUAAUUUAAGAGAUCCAAAGACUGAAUUAUGACUUAAAAUUGGAGGAGAGAUGCUCUUUCAGCCAGUUCUAUAUUUUGUUUUUCAUAUUAAUAGCCCAAGAGUUUGCUGUUUUGUCUGUUUCAUAGUUGAAGCUGCACUUGUAUUAGCUAAACUGCUCCCUUUUAAAAGCACCACAAGUUUGCAAAGAACUCCCUCAGAUACCAGGGCAGCUGAUGAAAUGCAGUCUGAUUGGCCACUGGGCUGAUCACUUUUGAAAUGUCUUGAUUCACAGAUAUUUGGACUGGACCGAGAUGUUGAAUUAAACCUCAGGCCUGAUAUAGUGAUGAAGUUUAAGCCUAAACUUGUAUGAGAUUUCAAACUGGACAAAUGUGCAGAAUGUUUCAUGCAAUACAGGGUUGAUACAUGAUUUUUGUGCUAUGACCUCUGGAAGAAUUUAAUUGGCAAGGUUGUUUCUUUUUUCUGAAUUCAAGCAGUUGUACAUGAUGUGCUCUUAGAGGGAUUCAAACAGGGGCAGACUGGGGUUUUUAUUCAAACAAGAGAAAUAAAUAGUUGUUCAGUA